Molecule: messenger RNA, 868 nt
Organism: Lactuca sativa (garden lettuce)
Lineage: Eukaryota; Viridiplantae; Streptophyta; Magnoliopsida; Asterales; Asteraceae
Source: RefSeq, a predicted model, not a curated record
UCUCUUUUCCCUCCCACGCCCCAAUUCUUUUCCUUUUCCACCUCACAUUUUCAAAGACGUAAUGAUGAUGCUUUUCUCCUUUUUCCAAACUCAACACCUUCUGAAACAACCAAUGAACCCACAUCAUUCAUCAAUCACCACCUACAAAACACCCACAAUGAUCCUUGUUUCUCUCGUCGUCAUCCACCUCACAAUCACAGUCACUUCAGGUUCACUCACCGGAAAGAUUAUGGACGUCACUACACCUGUAACAACAGUUCCGACAAUAACUACCGGAAACCCAAACCCAACUACGCAACCCAAAACGACAACCUCCCCAGUAUCAUCAAGUACUUCAUCUGCAGGCCGAAGCUGGUGCGUUGCAACCCAAUCUGCUUCACAAACGGCAUUACAAGAGGCUCUGGAUUACGCUUGUGGUCACGGUGGCGCUGACUGCUCGGCGAUUCAGCAGGGUGGUGAGUGUUACAAUCCUGACACCCUGCGCCACCAUGCUUCUUACGCGUUCAAUAGUUAUUAUCAGAAGAAUCCUGUCCCAAGUAGCUGCAAAUUCGGUGGCACUGCGAUUACGACGAGCUCUGAUCCAAGCUCUAGCACAUGCCAAUUCCUAUCAACAAGUACAAGCUCAUCGAUUCUAAAUACCACAAAUUCAAGUGGAGCUACAGUUUUCGGCUCAGGACCCUCGGUUCCCAUGUCCAGCAUUGCAUCCCCCAUCCUCUUUCCAAAAGCAAUUCUUUGUUUUCCAUUAAUUAUAAUCACUCAUAUUUUCUGUAUGCUUAUUGUAUUUUAAGACAUAUAUUCUCUAUUUUUAUUAUAUAAAUAGAACUACAAGUAGAACAUUUAAACUAUAUAAUCUGAUUUCAGGGUGAAA